Molecule: messenger RNA, 882 nt
Organism: Sclerotinia sclerotiorum 1980 UF-70
Lineage: Eukaryota; Fungi; Ascomycota; Leotiomycetes; Helotiales; Sclerotiniaceae
Exons: 4
Coding region: 1-882 (293 amino acids)
Source: RefSeq, a predicted model, not a curated record
AUGGCCAGAUCAAGCUUUGCCCGUCCAGUCAAAUCACCUCGCAGAUCUGUCUCCUUUGCUGAUAGUCAAGAUACCAAAUCCACCACCGCUCAGAUGGAAGGCGCUAGCAUCCUUAGAAGAAGUCCCAAAAAGCUCAUUAUCGCUUUUCCACAUCAUCAAUCGAUAUCAGCAAGAGUUAGAAAACCUCACAUAGUUACAAGAAAGCAAGCUGAGUUGACUUUGGUCCUCCACAUCAGUAAGGAGUACCUCAGUUUGAAUGCGCGACCUGAAAUCAAUAUGGAAGAGGAACUGCGACUUUCUGUUUUACGCUGCAAAAAAGCUGAAGAAGAUGAAGCGAGAAAGCAAGCAGAGGCAGCUGAAGAAAUAACUCGAGUAGCAGCAGCCGAACAGGAAGCAGCUAAACUUCAUCAAGAAGCUCAAAUUCAACAAAUAGCCAAUCAACCUCCAUUCGACUUUGAUAACCCCGCCACAUGGAAGAACUGCAAUCGAACUAUCACUGAUGAUGGUAUGCCUGUUUCAACUUCAAGAGCUCACGUCCCUGACAUGGAAGAAAUCAGACAAGCUCUAAUUACCACCACCACUGAGAUGUUCCACAUUGAUAAACUUAAAGCUACAGCCUCCACCAUCAAGCUCAAAGUUCGAAAUCACCUCCAUCUUGAACGAGAUUUCUUUAGUAAAAAUGGUUGGGCUGAAAGAGCGGAUAUGAUCAUUAUGAGAGCGUUCCAAGAGGCUUGGGUGGUGUUUGUGGGGGAUAUUACAGCUGGUGCGGAAGAGCUUGUGCUUUUGGAUCAUCGACUUAACUUCUACAUUGCUACUUCAGGUUUGGGGAGACAUUUUAUGAGGAUUUAUGGGCUGGGUUAUGAUGGUGGUUACUGGUUAUAG